AUGACGAGAAGCCAGCAAGAAGGAACCUCUCGGCAACAAAUGGAGGACAUCACGCCAGAGGAACCAGUACCUGAAGUGGUGAUGCAGGGAGGUACGGAGGAAAGCAUUCUAGCUGCACUGAGGCAGCUUAAGGCAGAAAUGAUGGAGAUGAAGAAGGAACGCCAAAGAGAUGCACUGGAGCUCUCGGCCCUAAGGAGGGAAAAUGCUGGCUUAAGGGAAGAAAUAAAGACACACAUCCCUUCCCAAACGACGCCUUUCAUCCAAGAUCAAGGGGAAUCCUCAGCACUGCAAGACAAAUCAAGGCAAGUCUAUCAAUCGGCAACCAGAGAUGACCGGGACGACCUUGUGAACCGGAGCCCGUUCAUUCACCGCAUUCUGGAAGCCAAGCUGCCCGAUAAUUGGAGAGGGUUGGCAAUAGACAAAUACGAUGGCACAUCCGACCCCAGAGAACACGUGGAUAUCUUUACAACGCAGGUCGGUCUGUACACAGAAAGCGAUGCCUUAUGGUGCAGAAUUUUUCCUACUUCACUCCGAGGACCUGCGCUCAGUUGGUUCACCCGACUCCCCCCUCUCUCCAUCGACUCGUUUACAACUCUCACAAGGCGUUUCAACUUGCAGUUCGCCACAAGCCGGCCCCAUCCCCUAAUAUCCUUGGCCCUAGUCAAUAUUCGCCAAGAGAAAGGAGAAUCACUUAGAGCGUUCAUGGAACGCUUUGGCAAAGUGACUCUCUCAAUUCAUAACUUGGAACCAGCAGUAGUUAUGCACCACCUCACAACAGCAUUAAAGCCGGGACCCUUUGUUAAUAGCCUCUGCAAAAAGCCCCCGAUCGACCUAGAUGAGUUAAGGAAUCGGGCUGCGAAGUACAUGCAAAUGGAAGAAUUAUCCGAAUAUCGGAGCCAGGUACGGAUGGACCAAGGAUCUAACUCAAAAGAUAUAGAAGGAAAGGAAGCCUUUAAAGCAAGGCGGGGGAACGACAGAGGAAAUGAACUUGAGCGACCACCUCGGCGACCGAAGUAUCCGUCCUACACGACGCUUAACACUAAUCAGGCCAGAAUACUUGAUCAAGCGUUGGCCACAGAAAUAUUGAGAAUGCCUAGACGCGCUAACACUCCACAUCGGGCAGAUAAAAACAAGUCUUGCCGAUACCAUCAGAACAGGGGUCACACUACUGAAGAGUGUACGGCACUAAGAGAUAAAAUUGAAGAAUUGAUUAAAGGUGGAUACCUAAAAGAUUUUGUACAGACAGAUCCCACAAAGCAAUCUAACAGAGGAAGAGAUCGUCACCCUGAUUCACCAAAGAGAUUCGACCACAAAAAAAUUGAACGACACAGGAGCAGGUCCAGAGAGCCCCCCGCUAGAAGAUUUGAAGAAAAGUAUCCGAAAAGGGUCAUUAACACCAUAGCCGGAGGGUUUGCUGGUGGAGGACCUACCCAUUCGGCUAGAAAAAGGCAUCUUCGGCAUGUCCGUUCGGUCAAUAAUGUUUCAUUGGGCAGCAGAAUUCGGAUCCCGCCUAUUACGUUCACUGACGACGACUUUCAGGGAGUCGAUCCGGUGCAGGAUGAUCCCAUGGUAAUUAGUGUAGACAUUCUUAACUGCACUGUUCGAAAAACACUAAUCGACCAGGGGAGCUCGGCCGAUAUCCUAUACUGGAAUACAUUCAAGCAAUUAGGCAUCGCAGAACAAGAGCUCAAGGAAUACCAUGAACCAUUGGUUGAGUUUUCUGGGGAACGAGUAGAGACCAAGGGAUGUAUUGACUUGUACACCACGUUUGGAUCAGAACAUGAGGGCAAACGCAUAAGAGUCACUUAUCUUGUAAUAUACUACUCGGCAGACCAUCCCUGA
Messenger RNA from Abrus precatorius (Indian licorice), 1842 nucleotides. RefSeq lists its product as uncharacterized. The record is from RefSeq and is a predicted model, not a curated record. The coding region runs from base 1 to 1842 and encodes 613 amino acids. The transcript has a single exon. Lineage: Eukaryota; Viridiplantae; Streptophyta; Magnoliopsida; Fabales; Fabaceae.